Messenger RNA from Cheilinus undulatus (humphead wrasse), 2250 nucleotides. RefSeq names its product neurofilament light polypeptide. The transcript has 3 exons. Gene Ontology annotation, cellular component: axon; intermediate filament; postsynaptic intermediate filament cytoskeleton. Gene Ontology annotation, molecular function: structural constituent of cytoskeleton. The record is from RefSeq and is a predicted model, not a curated record. NCBI's taxonomy places the organism in Eukaryota, Metazoa, Chordata, Actinopteri, Labriformes, Labridae. Gene Ontology annotation, biological process: neurofilament bundle assembly. Bases 1 to 2151 code for a protein of 716 amino acids.
AUGGAGAACAGAUUCAGCUUUCCUCACAGAGCGCCUCAGGAUGAGUAUUUACAAUAUAAACCAGCACGCGCGGUAGCAAAUACUAAUAUCACGUCCACGAGCACGAGUCUUAGGUUUAAAGAGAAGGAUGUGAUGCAUGGCUUGAACGAUCGCCUUGCAGGAUUCAUAGAAAAGGUGCACCAGCUGGAGCAGCAGAAUCAGCAGCUGGAGAGGGAGAUCGAGGAGAUCAGAGGUAAAGCAAAGCCCGCAUCCUGUUUGAGGGAGGAAUACGGGCCAGAGCUGAGGAAACUGAGACAGCUGGUUCAGGAAAUCUCUAAGCAGAAGCAUCAGAUUGAAAUCGAUCAUCAAAAUUUAGAGGAUGAGCUGUCCAAGUUAAGAAGGCAACACGAACAGGAGGCGCGCGGCAGAUCAGACGCAGAGAGAAGUAUCGUGCUCCUCAAGAAGGACAUCAGUGACGCGUAUCAGGCCAAGCUACACCUGGAUAAGAAGGCGCAAGCUCUCGUGGACGAAAUCCACUCCCUAAAGAGAAACCACGAGGCCGAAGUGUCAGAGAUGCAUGAUCAAAUCCAGAAUGCGCAGGUGAGCGUCAGAGCGCACGGAUUUGGCGACCCUUGCGUCACUGCCGCACUGAGGGACAUCAGAGCGCAGCUGGAAGGUCAUACCGUGUCAGACCUCCAGCAGGUGGGAGAAACGUUCAGAUCUCAGUUUGCAAAACUAACGGAGGCCGCUGAGAGCAAGAGGGAGGCGAUAAAGGUGAGCCAGCAGGAGAUCCAGGAGUACAGGAGGAGGCUCCAAGCCAAGAGCAUCGAGCUGGACUGCGCUAAAGGCACCAGAGAGGCGCUGGAGAAGCAGCUGCAUGACGUGGAGGACAGGCACAAGGAAGAGAUGAUUCAUUACCAGAACACAAUCAAAGAGCUCGAAAAUGAGCUCAUAAAUUGCAAGUUUGACAUGUCUGGCUAUCUGAGGGAGUACCAGGACCUGUUAAAUGUGAAGAUGGCUUUGGAUGUGGAGAUACUGUCCUACCGGAAACUCCUCUGUGGCGAGGAGGCUCGCCUAUCCUCAAUGUCCGACUCCCACAUCUCCCUGCCCUACAUCUACCACCAGUCCCCUGUCUACACCCUGCCCUGCCUCAGCAGACCGGGGGCACCGUACAGACGAGCCGAGCCGCAGUACAAGUUCGUAGAGGAGAUCAUAACGGAGACGACCAGGGAGAUAGAGAUGUCUGAGUUUGAAGAGACGGCGUCAGAGGAGAGUGAGGGGGGAAGGGGCCAGGGGGAGUGUGCAAAAAGGGAUAAAGGGAGCAGCGAGGAGGAAGAAGAUGGUCAUAAAGACGGUGGAGAGGCAGAUGGUGAGCAGGUGUCUGAUAGUGAGCAGGAUCACACAGAUUUCAUAAAUCGAGGUGAUGAUAGUGGGAAGAUCAAAGGAGAGACAGAGGGAGCAGCAGAUUAUAAGGGUGACGGUAGCAUAGAUAAAAACGCUACAGGUGAAAUUUUAGCAAGUCAAAUCAAGGACAGGGAAGGGCAUGACGAAGAUGAAAUCACAGGAGAUCAAAAAGGCACUACAGUGCAUAAAGAUCAUCCUUUAGAACCAGAGGAGAGAAAGCAUGAUGAUGGUAAAAAAGGAAACGCUGAGAGAGAUCAAGAGACCAAGCCUGUUGAUGAAACCUUGGCCAGUUUAUCUCAAGUAUCAGGGGAAACUCAAGAGCUUCACAGUGAUCAGGAAAAAGACAAGGGUUCCACUUUGGCUUCAGAAACAGCUGAAAAACCCAAAGAGACCACUUUACCUGAAAAGACUAAACAUACUUCAAAUAAGGCUCCAGUAUCUUCAAGUACAACCAACAAGAUUAAGGAAAAGAAAACAACUGAAGAUACAGGAGAAGAGAACAGAGCAGAAAAACACAUCCAAGAUGAUAAUAAAGGUUUAGAUAAAUCUGAGCUGAAUAGUCUUCCUGAAGCCCAGGGUAAGAAGCCAAACAAUGCAGUCCCAGGUGUUUUACUAAAGGAGAAAACAAAUGCAGAUGUUAGAGAAGAACAUCAGGGGGCAGCAGAAAGUGGACAGAAGCAGAAGUCAAAGCUAACUGAGGUUUCAGAGAAAAAUAAAGAGCCUCAUGGUAAACCUGAGAAGAUGGACGGUGGCAAAGCAGCGACAUAAGAGUGCAAACAUUACAGGAAGAUAUCUGCUGAGCUAGAGGGAGGAUAAGCCUCUUCUACCAAUGACACAGCAGGAGAAAAGCACAUAUCAGGGACAGAG